AUGGGAAUGGGAAAGGGAAGGGAAGGGACCCAGAAAAGUCGCCGAGGAAUUGGGGGUUGGAAAGGUAAAAGGCUAAAAAUGCCCGAAAGGCAAAGUGAAAAUGAGAGAAGGGGACGCCUCUGCCCCAUCUGUCGGUCAUCGCCUCGAAUUCCUCGCCCUGAGCCUGAGCUCUAA
Prunus armeniaca (apricot) is the source of this 174-nucleotide messenger RNA. The record is from the annotation of a GenBank genome assembly. NCBI's taxonomy places the organism in Eukaryota, Viridiplantae, Streptophyta, Magnoliopsida, Rosales, Rosaceae.